CACGAGCGUGAGCGUCAUCUGUCCUUGUUUAAUAUCUGAUAAAUAACAAGGAUGAAGAAAUUCGCGACAGAGAGAAUCAAGAGAGAGUGGAAGUAGGAAAUGUUUUCUGCUCUGAUUGGUUCUGCUAUUUUCAGAGGGCAACUGCCGCAAAUGUGCAUACAUUUGUAUGUGUGUGUCAACAGUCCGCAAUCGUGGACAAGGAUCUUAGAAAACGCUAUAAUGUAUGGCAUACUCGCUGCUCGAUCUAUCUAUAAUGUGUUAGUUUAUGUCAUCAACACGAAGUAACCUUAAAUUUCUUGCAACCUGGAACAUAUAUUUCUUGCUCUAUAGUUAUGUAUUGAUUUUGUUUUUAUAUUUAAAAUAUAUGUGAUACAAACUAUAUUUUGUAGAUCAAGAAAUUCUAUAAAUUGUUACAAUGGCGUUGUCAAGGGAACUGUUAAAGCGGUUAAACUCGGAUGACUAUCCUUUGGCGAAGCGAUUAAAGUUAGCGGAAACUGCGUUUUGCGCAGUCGAUCUGCCACUCGUUCGGAAAGAGGACUUGCUUCUGGAGUGGCUGUGCAAAACUUGUGCCAUGAAUCAACACGCUUGGAAAACUUUGAAUAAUUGUUUGAAGUUUGACCAUAUCAAUAUUAGAGCCAAUGUAAAACAAUCCUUGGUCGAUGUGCUUGUACAAAUAUUGGAGACCGAUAUGGAAAACAUGUAUGAGGAGAUCCUUGAAUGCUGCACUUUGCUUCUUGCUAACAACAGUAUGCGGCAAUAUUUUACAAACAAACCAAUGAGUCUGGGUUUAUUAAUAAAAACCCUGUUAAAUAACACGUUGAAACGUUCCGGCUUUGGUCGUGCAACACAGGAAGAAUUCAGUCAACUGUUUGAGCCGUGUAAAUUGUCGCUUGCAGAAAAUAAUGCUGUAAUAAACGUUAUUGACAGUCUGAUGCAAAUAUAUAAACAGAUGAUCACCACAAGAGACGAAUUGAGAUCAAUUUUCAUACAGGAUAUUUUAUAUCCCAUGUGCACUUUGGUCGAUCACACGUGUACAGAUAACACAAAUCGGCUUGGUAUAGCAGCAUACAAGUGCAUCCAACAGUUGUUGCUAGGAAAGAGCAGAUCUGUGCAAAAUAAGGAGACUGACGGAAGCAGCCAGCCAAUGUUCCCAGACUUAUUUUGCGUGUUAUCUGAGCACGUAAAGACGUCGGAUCUUCAGAGUAAUCUUCUAACUUAUCAGUUUAUUUUCCGUGCCGUAAUAGGUACUUACAAAUCCGAUGCUCUUUUGCUGGAUGCAUUCUUCAGAAAUCUAAUUAAUUUCUCGGGAAAGUACAAAUGGGAAAUCUUGGACUCUAUCCUCAAACUACUGAAUGACCUGACGCUCGAUUUUGAUAAUGCCAUAGACGGCGUCACGUUGACCGAGUAUUUUCAGAAUCUCAUAAAUGAGAUUUUGACGUACGACGAUGUGACAUGUGUGCAUUGCAGAGUGCUUACGCAACUUUCGUACAUCAAUCCGCUUUUGAUAGAGAAAAAUACCUCGGUUAUUUUAAAUAAGAUACUCAUGAAAGGGCAAACUGUCGAUCACACGAACCUGUUAAUUGCAGUUCUGUACUCCAGCACGAAAUUGAGACGAGAGCAAAAGUUCAUCUCGCAAUUAUUAAUAUCGUUGAAGCAGCACGCUGCAACAGAAAGGACGUACAAAGCGAACAACACGUCUGCAAUUUUUCCAGAUGAAUUUAAAAUCAAGCUCUUGAUAACGAUUAAUAAUUUUUCCAGUUUACAAACUAUUGCAACUCUAAGGACAUUAACGCAUCAUUUAAAUACAGAUUGUGCAGAAUUGUUGCAGUCUAAUACUUCGUGUAGAAAUAUAUUGAUAUUAAAGGCGACGGUAGAAUUACUCAUUAUACUUUUCGAGGGCAUGCAGAUUUUCGAAUAUACCAGAAUAUUAUCCGCUCACGAGAAAUUUGUCGAUGGCUUCAGUGAAGUAGGGAAUGCAUUGUCGCUGUUGAUGAACGAGGCAUUGUGUUUAAGUCAUAACAAAACUGUUACCAUAAUACUGCUAAAUGCGGUGCAGUCGUUGAGCGAAAUACAGAAUAUGUUUAAGUAUUAUGUUCUGAAAGAUGCUGCGCCAAAGAUACUACCAUUUCCGAUUCUGGAUGAUCCUUGGCAACAAUUAAUUCAAAGGAUUACCAACUUUGGAGAAGACAAUUGCAAGAAUAUCAUGAAUAAACUUAUUUUACAUCGACUAAAGUUAGAUAUAUCACAUAAACCUAUUAAGCUUCAUGGUUUAAUAGGUAGCCUUGAGUAUUCCUGGAGUACUAUUUUGAAACAUGACACGGAUAUGCUUGCCUUACUACAUGAAAAAGAGAUAUCGAAAGUGGCAUGUUUAUUGUUGGCUGAUGUAACAACGAGCGAACAGAAUUUUCAUAAAUGGCGUGACAUAUUAGAUAAAGAAUGUCUUCAAGAAAACAGGCGCUUUGUUAUGUGCCUUCUAAGCCAUAUUCUUGUCCAAAUUGGACAAAGUUUUUCACUAACUAUUACCGACCAUGUUAACGUUAAGCUGUUGAUGGAGAACGGACAUAAUGAUAAAUUGUUAGAAGUCUUAGAAAUUCUAAAAGAACAGAUAUUGCAGGAACAAUGGAUGCAAUUGACAGAUACAAUUUCUCUUAAAAUUGAAUUAUAUUUAGAAGUGUUUCUUCAUUUGCCGAUGAUAUAUUUCAGCCCCAAUAUAAGAAUGUUAAUAUUCUUGAUCGUAUUUUUCAUUAGUAAGAAAUAUGAAAAAAGUGACAAAGUAUCUGCGUUAUGCAACAUGAUAUUUUCAGAUCUAUUAGAGAAAACCGGAAUCGACGUAUUGCAGUAUAUAGAACCAAAAAUGUUGGUAAACCAAUUAUCGCAAAAUAAAGCGUUUUCGAAAGCCUGCGAGUUCUCUCUUAGGAACGUGAAAACGUAUGCCACUUUAAAGAGUCUCGUGAAAAGUUGCGCUCAAUGCAAGGAAGCUAUGUGCAUUAUUUUGGGAUGCAUGGAUGUUGUCAAACCGAAAUUGAAUGCCGAACAAAAAGUCAUUUUCAGAAAGGCAGAGAAAAAGUUAGCCAAAGCCAUUUUAAAAGUAUUGCCUGACGAUAUAAACGACGCUUUCGAUGCAAAAUGUUUAACAGCAGUGUUAAAAGUAACUGCUCAAACUGGAAAAGUUACUGACACUUUGAAACGAUUAACUGAAUCAACUCUCAAAAAUAUAUUCGCGGCACGAGAAAAUUCAAGUCAUAUAAAUAACAGUGAAUUGUCGCAACAAGGUGUACAAUUGUCUGUUAUCGUAUUGCAACAUCGUAAAAUAUUCGAAGUCGAAGAUACGAUCAUCAGAAACUUAUGGUUCAUAAUGCUGAAGCAUCCUUGCAAGAGUGUGAUCGAACUUUUAUUAGCCUCUACCGGAUUAAACGAAUUUUACGAGCUUUUAAGAUUGUUGCACGAUCAGACGAUCAGUAGCUUGUCACAAAAAGAUGAAGCGGCAUGGACAAAUCUGUUUGUCAUUUGGAGCAGUGUAAUGAGAACGGACAUGAACGUUAAACGUAAUAAAGUGCGUUUGAAUGCGAUCAACAAUCUGUUGAAAAUUGUAUUAACGCUGGAUAUUCCACGCGGAUACUGGUCAGGGCUGUUGCGUUUGUCUCGCGAUAUAAGCAGUGCCAAACAUUUAAUUAUUCCCGACAUUACGGUCGAUCUUAUUACACUGAUCAGUUUGAAGUCGCUCGGCCAAGCGAACGUAUCGUCGUGCGAAGAUGUGCUCGCUAUAUGCAGAACACUGAUAAAAGCCAAAACGGACUUGAUAAUAGACAGAUUGCCCAAUUUAUUGCAAUUGUACAGACACAUAGUUAAGAUCGUUGUCCAUUCAUCGAAAAAUGUAGCCGAUAAAUUCGACGAGCAUCGAUUUAGGUGUUUCGCGCUCGAUAUCACCAAAUUUACAAGCAUGCUGGUGAAAUUGAAGAAGGAUAUGAUCCGACUGAGUCCCUACGUGAUCGCCGAUCUCUUGCAGUUGGUUGUGGAAGGCACUGUACCAUCUUACGUUAAGAUGGCUUUGAACGAAUCUCUGUGUCAAUUAAUUAGCAUCUGUGAUCAGCAUGGACUCGCCUUUCUAUCUCGCACACUGCCAGAAUCACUGCAGGAGAUCUUCAAAGUACAGUUGAAUACAUUCAAAAAGUUUUAUAAAUACUCGGGCAAGAUUUAAGUUAAUCUCUCUUGAUUGAGAUCUAAGAAGCUUAUCUGGAAGGUAAAAUUAAAAGGACAGAGGAAUAUAUUCUGUAUAAAUUUAGUUAUAUAAUUAAUUAUAUAUAAUAUGUUCUGGAUAAAAAUACAUGUUUAUAUAAAAAAAAUGUUUUAACAAAUGUUACAGAUAUGUCCCCUACAGUUCAAACGAUAUGUAAUUAUAUAAUAACAAUUUAGAAUUGAUGAAAUGAAAAAAAUUUUAAUAUAUAAUAUAU
Messenger RNA from Wasmannia auropunctata (little fire ant), 4451 nucleotides. RefSeq lists its product as uncharacterized. The record is from RefSeq and is a predicted model, not a curated record. Lineage: Eukaryota; Metazoa; Arthropoda; Insecta; Hymenoptera; Formicidae. The transcript is spliced from 10 exons. Bases 416 to 4198 code for a protein of 1260 amino acids.